Messenger RNA from Magnolia sinica, 2130 nucleotides. RefSeq names its product protein DETOXIFICATION 20-like. The record is from RefSeq and is a predicted model, not a curated record. The transcript has 8 exons. Gene Ontology annotation, cellular component: membrane. Gene Ontology annotation, biological process: xenobiotic detoxification by transmembrane export across the plasma membrane. Gene Ontology annotation, molecular function: antiporter activity; xenobiotic transmembrane transporter activity. Bases 7 to 1488 code for a protein of 493 amino acids. Lineage: Eukaryota; Viridiplantae; Streptophyta; Magnoliopsida; Magnoliales; Magnoliaceae.
GAGAAAAUGGAGAAUAGGCUAGAAGAGAAGUUUCUCGUGUCGAAGAGAGAAGGAGAUGGAGAGGAGAAGCUAGGGCAGAGGAUAUGGGCGGAGUCGAAAAAGCUCUGGAUCGUAGCGGCUCCCGCUAUUUUCACGAGAUUUUCGUUGUUCGGCAUAGCAGUUAUCAGCCAGGCGUUUAUCGGGCAUAUCGGCUCGACGGAGCUCGCGGCCUAUGCCCUCGUCUCCACCGUUCUCUUAAGGUUCGCCAACGGAAUUCUGCUGGGCAUGGCGAGCGCCCUCGAAACUCUCUGCGGUCAGGCGUACGGAGCCAAACAAUACCACAUGCUUGGCAUUUACCUCCAACGGUCAUGGAUCGUCCUCUUCACGGGCACCAUCUUGCUCCUCCCGAUCUUCAUCUUCACGGCUCCGAUUCUACGGCUACUGGGCCAGGCCGACGAGAUCGCAGCAAUGGCAGGGACCAUCUCCCUCUGGUUCAUCCCAGUCAUCUUCACCUUCAUCUUCUCAUUCACGCUCCAGAUGUACCUCCAGGCCCAGAGCAAGAACAUCAUCAUCGCUUAUUUCGCAGCCCUCACGCUGGUGAUCCACAUCCCUCUGUCAUGGUUCAUGGUAAUCAAGCUCAGGUGGAGCAUUGCAGGCGUCAUGGGGUCGAUGAUCAUGACGAAUUGCAUACCGAUCAUCGGUCAGGUGUUGUACGUCUUCUGCGGCGGGUGUAGGGACACGUGGAAGGGGUUCUCCAUGCUGGCCUUUAAGGAUCUGUGGCCCAUCGUUAAACUCUCUGUGUCCUCUGGUGCAAUGCUCUGCCUGGAGCUUUGGUAUAACACUGUAUUGGUUCUACUAACAGGGCAUAUGAAAGAUGCUGAAAUUGCUAUAGAUGCUCUCUCUAUCUGCCUCAACAUCAAUGGGUGGGAGAUGAUGAUAUCUCUUGGUUUCUUGGCGGCAGCAGGUGUGCGGGUGUCGAAUGAGCUUGGAAGAGGCAGUGCCAAAGCUGCAAAAUUUUCAGUCAUUGUCUCAGUGGCUACUUCACUCGCCAUUGGAUUGGUUCUCUUCGCAGUGUUCAUGAUCUUCCAUGGGAAAUUCUCUUAUAUGUUUACAGAGAGCCCAGAGGUUUCAGGAGCGGUUGCAUAUCUUUCUCCUUUGUUGGCCAUCUCCAUUCUGCUCAACAGCAUUCAACCUGUCCUCUCUGGGGUUGCCGUUGGUGCUGGUUGGCAGACUGUGGUCGCGUACGUGAAUCUCACAUGCUAUUAUUUGGUUGGGAUACCUAUCGGAGUUGUGCUCGGUUAUAUAAUUGGUUUUCAAGUCAAAGGGAUUUGGAUUGGAAUGUUGUUCGGCACGGUCGUUCAGACUCUUGUUCUGUCUUACCUUACGUGGAGAACCGACUGGGACAAUCAGGUAGCUCUGGCUCAAGCACAUGUAAACAAGUGGUUUGUGCCCUCAUCGAAGGAAACAGACGGCAGCCCGCCAACCCUAACCUGUGUACCAAAGGCAUAAUGAUUCUGAGAUGUGUGUCACGUUUGGAUGCACUAUUGAAUUAAAUUGCAAUCAAUUGGUUAAAUAAAGAGGCAAUUAGCAAUUGAGAGACUUUGGCACCCAAAUUGCAAUUACAUCCAUUUAAAGUUGGAUUACAAAGGAAUGCAAUUGUAGUUUGAGCACUUCUUCCUUAACGUGUUUUAGCAGAACAUCAUUACAUUUUGAUCACUUUUCCUCUCUAUUGAAAUCAAUCCAAUUCAAUGUUGCAUCCAAACGUGACCUCAUCAGUAUGACGGCCAAAUGAACAGUCAUGAAUUCAUGAGAGAGCUCUCAAGCGUAAUUGAAAAGGGCAGAUAUUUUCAUCUCUGGCAUUAGGGAAUGCCAAAAAAAAAAAGCAGCCCAUUUUUGCAAUUUAGUAAUGGUUUCUAGUCUGUUAGUUAUUUGAGAUGGAAUGGAUUCAAUGCAAGGUAUGAAAAUUCUUCCAUGUAACCUUUAGCUAAAGAACGAAGAGUAUUUUUUUCAUGAGAAGGUCAUGUAAGUUGAUUUUAAGACACAUUUUCUAAGAUGAUGUAGGUAUUCUAUUUGGAACCAAGAUUGCUAACAUUCAUUCCAUUCCAAUAAGCACCGAAUGGAUGGAUUGUUCUGAUCAUUGGACCAUUUCUA